AUUUAACCCAUGCAAUACUGAACAGAAGGCAAGCAGGUUGACUUCUCUGGCUCCUUAGGCAGCGGGCAGAGCUGCUGAAACUACCACCGGUCCAAACAUGUCAGGAACAGAAGACAUCCUCCAUAGUAAAUGUUUUUAAUUUCUUUAUGGACAGUGCUUUGAUUUGUAGUGGCAGAAAACCCCUUAGAAAUGUCAUGAAGGAAAAGAUCCUUUACUGUUUCACAAAAGUGAAAACAGGAAGGAAAUAUUCUAAUUCAGAAAGCGGCUGUUCUCCACUCUCUUCCCCGCCCCACUUGGUAUAGUGAGUGAUUAAGUCAUCUCCUUCCUGCCUCUUUGUGGGCGUGAUAUAUAACAUAUACAAACUUUGCCCUUAUUUCAGGAACUUUAGCCAAGAGGGCGGGUGUGGCUGCUGUAGUGGAGCCGCAUAAAGUUUCCCUUGACACACAGCAGACUGUUCUGACAUAAGAACACCUAGGUGGGUUUGAAGAUGCUGCUCCAGUUGCUCUCUGUCCUCUGGGAGGCCUUGUCCCUGCAGGUCGUUCUGGUGUUUCUGGCAACAUUUCUACUUAUUGCUGAUUACAAGAAACAGAUUGGUCCAAGGAAUUUCCCCCCAGGGCCCAGGCCUCUUCCCUUUGUGGGUAACAUGCUGCAUACGGAUUUCAAGAAGCCUCAGAUUUCAGUAGCCAAGCUUGCAGAAAAAUAUGGCAAUGUAUUUGGCCUUCGUUAUGGAAGCACAAGGGUUGUGGCUGUGAAUGGAUUACACCUGGUGAAAGAGGCUCUUGUCCAUCAAGGAGAAUAUUUUGUAGAUCGACCAAAAGCCCCUGUUAUUGAUAAGUUAUUUGGGUCACUUGGACUGGUCUUCUCUAAUGGUCUCAUCUGGAAACAACAAAGACGAUUUGCCUUAUCAACACUCAGAAACUUUGGUUUGGGCAAAAGGUCUUUAGAAGAAAGAAUACAGGAAGAAAGCCGUUACUUAAAGGAAGCAAUAGAAGCUGAGAAAGGGCAGCCAUUUGACCCUCACUUUCAGAUUAAUAAUGCUGUUUCAAAUAUCAUCUGUUCCAUCACUUUUGGGGACCGCUUUGAAUACCAUGACAAUCGCUUCCAGAAGCUACUGCACUUGCUUGAUGAGGCAUUGCUUAUUCAGGGAAGUGUUUGGAGUAUGCUGUACAAUAUCAUUCCCUCUGUCAUGAAAUACCUGCCAGGGCCCCAUCACACACUUUUUAAAAAAUGGGAGCAGUUGAAAUCCUUUGUGAGAGGAAUCAUUGAAAAACACAAAGAAGACUGGAACCCAUCUGAACCCAGAGACUUCAUAGAUGCCUACCUAAAUGAAAUGGCCAAGGAGGAUUCUGCUUCCAGUUUCCAUGAAGAAAACCUUCUACAUUCAGCACUGGAUUUAUUUCUUGCUGGAACGGAAACAACUUCUACAACCCUGCGUUGGGGUUUGCUGUAUAUGGCCAUUUAUCCAGAUAUUCAAGCAAAAGUCCAAGCGGAAAUAGAUUCUGUGAUUGGCCAGUCUCGCCAGCCAGCGAUGGAUGACAGGGACAGAAUGCCAUACACCAAUGCAGUUGUUCAUGAAAUUCAAAGAAUAAGCAACAUUAUACCUUUGAAUGUGCCUCGGUUGACAACAAAGGACACUACACUGGCUGGGUUUCAUAUUCCCAAAGACACUAUAUUACUUACCAACUUGACCUCACUGCUCUUUGAUGAGGAUGAGUGGGAAACACCCAAUGUGUUCAAUCCUGGUCAUUUCCUAGAGAAUGGUCAGUUCAGGAAAAGGGAAGCGUUCCUGCCAUUCUCUGCAGGAAAGCGAGCUUGUCUGGGAGAGCAGUUGGCAAGGACCGAGCUCUUCAUUUUCUUCACAGCCCUAAUUCAGAAGUUCACUUUCCAGGCUCCAAAAGAUGUGACAUUAAGCUGUGAAUUUAGGGUGGGUCUGACUUUGUCUCCCCUGCCAUACCGGAUAUGUGCAUUCUCUCGCUAAGAGGGCUCAUUUUACAUUAUUGCCAUUUCUUCAAUAAGUAGGAUUAAUUUCUGGUGUAGGAACAGAUCUUUGGCUUAAUCCUGAUUGAUUUGAAUAACAGAAUUUGAAUGAGGGGGUGGAGUGGAGAUAGCAAACAAGAAGUGAAACUAGACAAAGAGUCCUGUUUUCCUUUCCUCCCUCACAAUGCAGUAGUUUCAAUGUUUCAACUUCAUUCUCAAUCUAGCUGAGUAGACUUGUGUACAUUGUAAGGUCAGUUAACUAUCCAGGCAAUUCUCUUUGAGUGCCUGGACUUUGACAUCCACCCACCCACUACUUAUUUGCACAGAACAGUUUCUAGGGAAUGCUUGUCUCAGGUGUGUCCAGGCAAGUUAACAUAGACAACUGGAAUUAGCAGCUCUUUAGGACCCUGGGGUGUUUCUAUCACCAGGUGUCCCAAACAUCUCAGAUUGGCUGAAAGCAUAGAAGCAGGUGUUGCUUGUUUUACUCUCUCUUUCCUUGGGAGAGAGAACAAAUGGCUUGCUGCUUUCCCCCCCUUUCCUUUAAGGAAGUUCAAGUCAAUGGCGGGGUCCCCUAGCUGACACUGGUCCAGUUCAAAAGAGCGUAGAGCACACAUCUUCCUGCGUAGCUCUGAUGCGUCUUGUCCAGGAGGAAGACAGCUGAUUAAUCCUUGUGAAGUUCAGCAUUCUGAAGGAUGGCUGCAAAAUG
This is a messenger RNA of Podarcis raffonei (Aeolian wall lizard), 2683 nucleotides long. RefSeq names its product cytochrome P450 2J4-like. Lineage: Eukaryota; Metazoa; Chordata; Lepidosauria; Squamata; Lacertidae. Gene Ontology annotation, biological process: xenobiotic metabolic process. Gene Ontology annotation, molecular function: heme binding; iron ion binding; oxidoreductase activity, acting on paired donors, with incorporation or reduction of molecular oxygen, reduced flavin or flavoprotein as one donor, and incorporation of one atom of oxygen. The transcript has 10 exons. The record is from RefSeq and is a predicted model, not a curated record. Gene Ontology annotation, cellular component: cytoplasm; intracellular membrane-bounded organelle. The coding region runs from base 488 to 1978 and encodes 496 amino acids.